Myxocyprinus asiaticus (Chinese sucker) is the source of this 1469-nucleotide messenger RNA. RefSeq names its product fibroleukin. Bases 1 to 1158 code for a protein of 385 amino acids. The transcript has 6 exons. Lineage: Eukaryota; Metazoa; Chordata; Actinopteri; Cypriniformes; Catostomidae. The record is from RefSeq and is a predicted model, not a curated record.
AUGAGCAUCUGUGUGCUGUGUCAGAAGGACAUCUUGGUGGCCGGUCCUCCAAACAGAAAAUGUGAGGGUGGCUGCAGUGCAACAGCAUUGCCCCCCAAAAUACACCACCCACACACUCAGGACUCACGACUCAGAAAGACUCCAGAGAACCACAGAAAUGCACAGGUGUCUGACACGUCUGAACGUCUCAUCCAGCUGCAGCGCUGUAUGCUGCAGCAUGAAUCAGUGGUCGUGAGUCAGGUCGAUGGGUCUAACACACUGGUAGCCUUUUUGGCUCUCAUGGCAGCAGUGCUGACAGAAUGUGAACUCCACUGUCAUAGUCAGAGACUCAGAGAGAUGGCCAACAGGCUAGAAAGUGCGGUAGGCAGAAAUGGUGAGAAAGACUUGCUGCUGUUGCUGAAGAGUUUCACACAUGCUACACCAAAUGGCUCCAAACCAAGGACUCCUACAGUGCCUCCCACCACAGGGCUUUACCCUCAAGACUGUCAUGAGAUCUACCAAUUAGGAAUCAAAGAGAACGGAAUCUACACCAUACAGCCAGAUCCAAUGCGGCCAGCACUAGAGGCUGUGUGUGACAUGGUUUCGGCUGGUGGGGGAUGGACGGUGUUUCAACGCAGGUUUGAUGGACAGAUUGAUUUUAACCGAACCUGGCAAGCAUACCGUGAUGGAUUCGGAUCCCCACAGACAGAGCACUGGUUAGGAAAUGCAGUUCUGUAUGCCCUGACUGCAAACGGGCAUUACACACUCCGCAUCAGUCUCCAAGACUGGCACGAACAGACACGUCAUGCUAACUAUAACACCUUUAAAGUGGCAGGAGAAAACCAAAGGUUUCGGCUAACUGCUCGAGAUUACCAUGGUGAUGCUGGCAAUGCACUCAGCUAUAGUAAACAAUAUAAUCAUAACGGCAGAGCUUUCAGUACAUACGACCGGGAUCAUGAUCGCUAUGCUGCUGGUAACUGUGCCCGUUAUUAUGGUGCAGGCUGGUGGUUUGACUCCUGUUUGGCUGCUAACCUCAAUGGCCGCUUCUACCAUGGGCGUUACAGUGGCAUCACAGAUGGCAUCUACUGGGGCACCUGGUAUAUCCUGACUGACUAUCGCACAGAGGAAAGAUACUCAUUCAAAAGUGUUGAAAUGAAAACAAGACCAAGUAGGAGCUAAGACAGACAAAUAAUUGAGAUUUUGACAUGUAAUCCAUUUACUGUAUAUUUCAUUUACAAUGUUUUAGUAAAUUAUAAUAUUAUAUGGAACUUUCAUUAUAUUGAACGUGAGAUGAAUAAUUCUUUGAAAAUACAUUUGAAAUGUCAAAGUUUAAGCAGUGUGAAAUCUUUGCCUCUGUCACUGUGUAAAUUCUCAAUUAUUUCAGUUAUAUUUGUUUUAUGAAAUGCAAACAAACUAUCACAUGCUAUUCAUACUGCAAAAGCAUGGAUUUAUUUUAAUUCCAAAUAAAACAUGGUCUUUAUUUAAAUUUA